CCAUCGAGACCUCACUGAGCUUUACCCAAAUUCAACUCUCAGAUCAAUCUGUCCUAUCUCAGUCUCUCUCUCUCUUCUCCCGCCGUGCGGCCGUCUCUCUACGCGUUCGCAGCUCCUAGAACUACCCUCGCCGUCGGUUCCUUCUCCCAUCUCAGUAUUUUUUCAAUAUCUUAGGCGUCCCCAUCGGUUCCUACUUCAGCCAACACACGGUUGUCUAGAAAAUUUUGGCUGUCUAUCUUUCCGUGUGUUGCGGCGCAAUGGUUUACAUCACCUCGUGGGACGAGUUCGUCGAGCGAUCCGUGCAGUUGUUCCGUGCCGAUCCCGAUUCUACGCGGUAUGUAAUGAAAUACCGGAACUGCGAUGGUAAAUUGGUACUCAAGGUCACUGACAACCGAGAGUGUCUCAAGUUUAAGACAGACCAGGCGCAAGAUGCUAAGAAGAUGGAGAAGCUUAACAAUAUAUUCUUCACGUUGAUGGCUCGGGGUCCUGAUGCGGAUGUAUCAGAAGUUACUGGAAAGGAACCGAUGGACGCACAGCCAACCAAGAAAGGAAGAGGAAGGAAACAAUAACUUUGUUUGCUACUAGA
Messenger RNA from Juglans microcarpa x Juglans regia, 586 nucleotides. RefSeq names its product signal recognition particle 9 kDa protein. The record is from RefSeq and is a predicted model, not a curated record. The transcript is spliced from 5 exons. Gene Ontology annotation, cellular component: signal recognition particle, endoplasmic reticulum targeting. Gene Ontology annotation, biological process: SRP-dependent cotranslational protein targeting to membrane; negative regulation of translational elongation. The coding region runs from base 258 to 569 and encodes 103 amino acids. Gene Ontology annotation, molecular function: 7S RNA binding. Lineage: Eukaryota; Viridiplantae; Streptophyta; Magnoliopsida; Fagales; Juglandaceae.